AGAGGUAAGUAGUGUUGGAAAUUCUGUUCCUCUCUUAGACGAGGGCAGUGUGCGAUGGCACUAUGAUGCGGAUGUUUUAACUGUGUUACCAUGGAAACACUCCUCAAGUGACAGAAGCUCUAUUUCUUUGGAUAAUAAAAGUUGGAACGUUUUGGAUUCUGUAGUGACCAAUGAGGAAUUCAAGGUCCAGCGGACCACCCUCAACGCUAUCCGGUUCAUCGUCCGGCAGGGGAUUGGUAGCCGGAUCUCAUAUUAGCAGACUACCACCUCCAUCAGUUUUUGUGCCUGGAGACCAAGAUAAAAGAAAUUCAAAGAGUCGGACAAAAGUAAUAGUUAUUCUUGGAAUAGCUUUACCGGUAUUGGCCUGUAUCAUUGGUGUUGCUGCCUGGGCGGUGACCACAGACGUUUUGAGGAUUAACCCCAGACCUCAUGAUAAUCCUUAUAACAGAUACGGACAUCAGGGAAAAACAAGGAUAGAUAGUUUUCAAAACCGGAACGAUCAAGAUAUAGAUGUCUUCCAGUUAAAUAGCAUAUCUUCAAAAGUUUCAACUAUUCCACCAGUCAUCAUGAAAGUCGGCACUCAAAAGACUCAGUCAAAGAGCACAAGUUCACCUACGCAAAUAUUUGUUGAAUCUGCAAGCGUGAAAAACAUUUCAGAGAAUCCAAAAGUGUCCGAUAUAAUAUCAAGACUUAUUUCUGAUAUGCCCAUUCCAAAGAAUCCAAAGAACUUUGUGAUAUUUGCGCCGGUAGCAGAUGAACCGAGAGACAUGCCUAAAGGCAGGCGAUUCGAUGGCAAACUAGUUCUCCAUGAUGAUGAGGAUUUAGUAGCUGAAGAGAGCGGGCUUUCUGAAGAAUUUUCACAAGAAAUUCCAGAUAAAAAUGUUGCCUUUAGUAGAAGUCGAAAAUCCUCUAGAGAAAAUUCGGCUUCUAUGCUUCCUGAAACAAAGUCUCCAGAUGUUAAACUGAACAUGAGAAUGAGGGGAAACAGAAAACCCACUGUAAUGCAUACUGAUGGUGAGGCAAAUUAUCAUUUGAAAUCUUUAAAAAGUCAUUCCCAAGUUGAGGAAGUCGCGGCAGCAACGAAAGCAAAUUCCGUAGUAAAUAGAAAUGGAGGAAUCACGCAACCGUUAUCCAAAGGUAAGACUAAUGAUCAUGAUUUCAGAUAUAACGGACAGUUUGGUACUAGCCUGCAUCAAGUUUACCAUGAUUCAAAACCUCAACAGGAACAAAAUAAUUUUAAUAAAAUAACAGGCAAUUUACCAUCACUGUAUUCAUCUCAAAAUAGUGUAAAUUCUGUACAAAUUCCUCCAAUUAAUGCAAAUGCAAACAAAGCAAGUAAUACUUUUAGAAAAGUACCACCGAAUCCAGUGCUUCCUAAUGUUCUGCAGCAGCAACAAAAAAGUUCUCAGGGACAACAAAGAUUCUCUUCUCAGUCUCAAUCAUUUCCAGGUCCAGCACCAGCUCGGCAACUAUUCCACAAACCUCCUCCGAUUCUCGGUGCACCUCCAUCUCAAUCUGUUAAUCAAAACCCCCCGUCUGCUUCUUUUGGAAAAUCUCUGCCAUCCCAGAACUGGCCACAAUCACUCGAUUAUGGAAAACAUUCGCCUCAAGACAAUCCAUCCUUCCAUCAUCCUUCUGGUCAGAUUCCAUCUUAUCAUUCUCCUCCACCAAGCUCACCUUCACAUAACAAUCCAAGUUCAUUAGCAUCGACUCUUUCUAACAACAAUCUUCAACAUUCCACAAAUCCUUUCCAAUCUGAUCUAUCGAAUAAUGGACCACAAUAUUUUGCUCCUCCCCCUCAGACAUUUCAUACCAAAACAAGCUACGACCGCCCGCCUCCUAAGAGUCUGUCUGGUUCGUCAUUAGCGUCAUAUGAAAGAGUGGCACAGAGCUCUGUGGAUUAUUCUAAAGACGGCCAACACCAUCAUCACCACCACCACCAUCACCAUGAGCCUCCCCCGUCAAAUUCUGACCCCUUAGGAGAUGUGAACUUGUCGGAUGUACCUAGAACGAAUGAUGCCGAUAGAUUGGGCAGCAUAGGGGUUGGAAUCGGACCACUUCCACGUGGUAUUACUGUUCAAAUUGGGGGAGGAGGAGGCGGUGGUGGAAGUUUAGGUAGCUUAUUACCUCUUGGAGCGUUGGGAGUGGCAAGGAACAUAGUAACUUCGUUGUUGCCAAGACCUUCUCUCGGAAUGAACUCCAAAUUGUACUUUGGUGUAGAAGUUGGAAGAGGAGGAGGUCUGGGUCUAUUGGGCUGAACACGUUUUAUUUCAAGGGAACUAAUGAGUCGUAAUGAAGUAUAAUGGUGAAUAGACACCAGCUACCUACAUCUAGUUAUGUUUACAAAACAUGGUUAUGAUGUUAAAACUCAAAUAAUUUGCCAUGUAAUCACCUUCACUUGCCAGUUAUGAAAUGCCAACGAAAGGGGAACUGUAGAAGCAACGCUGACUAUGAAUAUAUCUUAAAGCAAGACAAAUAAAAAAAAGAUUAAUAUAUUUGUGAUUUUUGAAUUUUUGUUAAUAAUAUUUAAAGAGAAAGAAAGGGGUAGGAUUAUUGGAAAUAUGCAUUUAUUCUUAUUGAUUUUAUUUGAUAUAUUUAGAGACAAUUAACAUGGACCUCAAAUUCUAAUUAAUACAAUGUGCUUUAUCUCAUUAAUACAAUGUGCUUAAAAAUAGUGCAUCAAAUAAGACAAAUAUUAUAAAAAAAUAUUGCUGCAAAUAAUGUGAUUCAUGAAUCAUAUAUUUUUAUAUCCCGAUGUCUCGUGGAUUAUUCAAUUGAAAAACACAAAAUAAUUUUUGUCUAAUUGAAUCUAAUAACAAAAAAAAUAUGAAAAACCGCAUUUUCUUUUUAAUGCUUUAAUAAUGUAUUCAGUUGCCCAUAGAAGAAUGAAUGAAGAAUGAUAUUCAUUUUCAUGUUGCACAUAUAAGGAAGAAACUGUAUUUACACUUUCCGAUUAAUGUGAUAAUCUUUGGAAGCUUGAAUGCCAAAGAUGAUAUAGAGAGAUUACUUUUAAAUGAUAAAUUAUAUAUAAUUAUUUGCAUUUUUUGUG
Argiope bruennichi is the source of this 3049-nucleotide messenger RNA. RefSeq lists its product as uncharacterized. The record is from RefSeq and is a predicted model, not a curated record. The transcript has 3 exons. The coding region runs from base 171 to 2258 and encodes 695 amino acids. Lineage: Eukaryota; Metazoa; Arthropoda; Arachnida; Araneae; Araneidae.